Lynx canadensis (Canada lynx) is the source of this 3813-nucleotide messenger RNA. It is a transcript of the gene KLHL5, whose product is annotated as kelch like family member 5. Lineage: Eukaryota; Metazoa; Chordata; Mammalia; Carnivora; Felidae. The record is from RefSeq and is a predicted model, not a curated record. The coding region runs from base 139 to 2364 and encodes 741 amino acids. The transcript is spliced from 13 exons. Gene Ontology annotation, molecular function: protein binding.
UUACCUGGAAGAUGGGCUCCCCAGAAAAGGAAUAACAACAAAGAAAGGGCAUAGACUUCUCUUGUCUUGGUUGGAUGCACAAAUCUGUGUGCAGUGCUUUUUGCCCGUUGCCUAGACGAUCACUUGGUUUCUCUGAGGAUGUCUGGUUCUCGUAAAGAGUUUGAUGUGAAGCAGAUUUUGAAAAUCAGAUGGAGGUGGUUUAGCCAUCAAGCAUCAUCUAAUUCUACAGUUGACAGCCAGCAGGGAGAAUUUUGGAAUCGAGGACAGACUGGAGCAAACGGUGGGAGAAAGUUUUUAGAUCCAUGUAGCCUACAAUUGCCUUUGGCUUCAAUUGGUUACCGAAGGUCCAGCCAACUGGAUUUUCAGAAUUCACCUUCUUGGCCAAUGGCAUCCACCUCUGAAGUCCCUGCAUUUGAGUUUACAGCAGAAGAUUGUGGCGGUGCACACUGGCUGGAUAGACCAGAAGUGGAUGAUGGCACUAGUGAAGAAGAAAAUGAAUCUGAUUCCAGUUCAUGCAGAACAUGGAAUUCUGAACUGUGGUGUUGGAAUAAUAAUAAAUAUAGACCAGUCAUCUAUAAUCAUUUGUAUACUGGAGAGAGGGGCAUAUCUUUACAUAGGACUUCCAAUAGUAGUCAGACAUUAUCAUCCUGCCAUACUAUGGAGCCAUGUUCAUCAGAUGAAUUUUUCCAAGCCCUUAAUCAUGCGGAGCAAACAUUUAAAAAGAUGGAAAACUAUUUGAGACAUAAACAGUUAUGUGAUGUAAUUCUGGUUGCUGGUGAUCGCAGAAUUCCAGCUCACAGAUUGGUGCUCUCUUCUGUCUCUGAUUAUUUUGCUGCCAUGUUUACUAAUGAUGUCAGGGAAGCAAGACAAGAGGAAAUAAAAAUGGAAGGUGUUGAACCUAAUUCACUAUGGUCCUUGAUUCAGUAUGCAUAUACAGGCCGCCUUGAAUUAAAAGAAGAUAAUAUUGAGUGCCUGCUAUCUACAGCUUGCCUUCUUCAGCUUUCACAGGUUGUAGAAGCUUGCUGUAAGUUUUUAAUGAAACAGCUUCACCCAUCCAACUGUCUUGGAAUCCGUUCUUUUGCUGAUGCCCAAGGUUGUACAGAUUUGCAUAAAGUGGCUCACAAUUAUACUAUGGAACAUUUCAUGGAAGUAAUUCGAAACCAGGAAUUUGUACUAUUACCAGCCAGCGAAAUUGCGAAGCUCUUGGCCAGCGAUGACAUGAACAUUCCUAAUGAAGAGACGAUACUGAAUGCACUUCUAACUUGGGUCCGUCAUGAUUUGGAACAGAGACGGAAAGAUCUCAGUAAACUUUUGGCUUAUAUUAGGCUACCUCUUCUUGCACCACAGUUCCUGGCAGAUAUGGAAAAUAAUGCACUUUUCCGGGAUGAUAUAGAAUGUCAGAAACUUAUUAUGGAAGCGAUGAAGUACCACUUAUUACCAGAGAGACGACCCAUGUUACAAAGCCCUCGGACAAAACCUAGAAAGUCAACGGUUGGAACACUAUUUGCAGUUGGAGGAAUGGAUUCAACAAAAGGAGCAACAAGCAUUGAAAAGUAUGAUCUUCGUACAAAUAUGUGGACUCCUGUAGCAAAUAUGAAUGGGAGGAGGCUGCAGUUUGGUGUUGCAGUGUUAGACGACAAACUGUAUGUGGUUGGAGGAAGAGAUGGACUGAAGACUUUGAACACUGUAGAAUGCUACAACCCCAAAACAAAAACCUGGAGUGUGAUGCCUCCUAUGUCCACCCACAGGCAUGGCCUUGGUGUGGCUGUAUUGGAAGGUCCCAUGUAUGCAGUAGGAGGACAUGAUGGCUGGAGCUAUCUGAAUACAGUGGAAAGAUGGGACCCUCAGGCUCGCCAGUGGAAUUUUGUUGCCACUAUGUCCACCCCCAGAAGCACAGUAGGUGUGGCUGUACUAAGUGGAAAACUUUAUGCAGUUGGUGGUCGUGAUGGAAGUUCUUGCCUCAAAUCAGUAGAAUGUUUUGAUCCUCAUACUAAUAAAUGGACACUCUGUGCGCAAAUGUCCAAAAGGAGAGGGGGAGUCGGAGUAACUACCUGGAAUGGAUUGCUGUAUGCUAUUGGAGGACACGAUGCUCCUGCAUCCAACUUGACAUCCAGACUCUCAGACUGUGUGGAAAGAUAUGAUCCCAAAACAGAUAUGUGGACUGCAGUGGCAUCUAUGAGCAUCAGCAGAGAUGCAGUAGGGGUCUGUUUACUUGGUGAUAAAUUAUAUGCUGUUGGAGGGUAUGAUGGACAGACUUACCUUAAUACAGUGGAGGCUUAUGAUCCCCAGACAAAUGAGUGGACCCAGGUUGCUCCACUGUGUCUAGGAAGAGCUGGGGCUUGCGUUGUAACUGUCAAAUUAUAAUGUAGUGCUUUGUUUUCUAAGUGAAGAAGAUAUCCUCUUCCUUAUGAAUUUAGGAAAAUUAUCCUACCACCACUGGACACAUUUUUUAGCAAAUUCACAAUGCCACAUACCUGGGCAUAAAGUGCCCAAUCUCAACGUGAAGAUGAUAAAACAAGGGAGAAAGGAGUGGAUGAACCAGGAUUAAAUCCUGCAUUUCUUAGUAAGUCAUUUCUUAGCAGAUCAUAACUACAGCUGGUGGGUGGUGAACAUACGUUCCUGGUUUAACAUAUGCAGACAAAUGCAGUCCUCCUAAAUACAACACAACUGGGAAUUUCAUUUAUUAAUAACCACACUUUACUCCAUUAUCCAGAUUUCCUUUAUUAUAGUGCACAUACACCAGAUAAAACUUUUAACAUUUGCUUUGUAACUUUAUUCUACAUUAGUUGCACUAAUUUGUAUUUGUUUAACCACAACCACUAUUUUAAUGACAUACUAAAGACGAUGCUAAUACUUAGUUUUUUUCAGAAAUAGCUGUAUUAUAUAAGCUUUGAUGAUGUAUUUUAUUUCUAAAUCGGUUUAGUCUAAUGAGUGAAGAAAAACAUUAGAGCAUUAAAACAAUAAUGAGCGGAUGAAAACAAAAUGAUCUUUGGGUUCUUUUAAAAUAUUCAACCUAUUAUAUUUAGAUUCACUAAGAACCACGUGUUAUGAUAUUCUCAAAUUGGAAUAAUUGACACAUGGUGUUUUGUAUUAAAUUUAAGAUAUGCAAAUUUAUGUAGAGAAAAUAAAUGUUAUAUUCACUACAAUGUUCUUUCACCUGAGUAGUAUUUAAUUCUAUGGAUUUGUUUUCUUUUAUGUUAUAAAAGAUGUUUUGAUUUUGUCUUUUGAUAUGGACAGGUACUGUUUGGAUAUUAUGUUCUCAAGUCUGUAGUUACCAUCCUUGCUUUUGUUGUUCACAUUUUGCCACAGGUGGUAACCCUUUGUGCUUCUUUGUAAUCAAACCGUUUGAGGGGAAUGAGCUUAUCGGAUGUUGAAAAAUAAGUUUGAACUCUUUAUUACCCAAAGUUUUGUACAUUUGUAAACUCCAAUUACACAUGUGAAUGUUAAUACUCUCAGUGAAUUGUUUACUGUUUGCAAAAAUGCACUGGGCAGUAAUAUUUUAUGAUAAACCCUUUAAGAUAUACAAGUCAUUAACUUAUUUCUUAAUAUAAAAAUGAGUAUCAACUAAAUUCCCAUCUUUUAAAAUACAAUGCUGUGAUUAAUGUGUUUUUACAUUUUAUAUCAAGGUAGAUUGAUUUUAGUUGCCUUCUUUAAAAAUUAAACCAAACUCUUUUUUUUCUCUUUUUUUUUUGAGCCAGUUUUAAAUGUUCUUGAAAUGUUGAGAACCAAGAAACAAUACUUCCAUUCCCAAAGCAAAUCUUGUGGUCGUUAUCGGUGGAGCCACAAAGGAAAUAAUAAUGAUAGUGAAAAACA